Molecule: messenger RNA, 5550 nt
Organism: Acanthisitta chloris (rifleman)
Lineage: Eukaryota; Metazoa; Chordata; Aves; Passeriformes; Acanthisittidae
Gene: ZNF831
Product: zinc finger protein 831
Exons: 5
Coding region: 1-5550 (1849 amino acids)
Source: RefSeq, a predicted model, not a curated record
AUGGAGGCACAGAAGCAGUCUGGAUUUACAGCUGCACCAGCAGAUCAGCCUGUUCCAGCCUCUUCUCUCCAGCCCUCACAGGGUUCUCCAGAUCCCAGCCAAGGCAGUGUGGUUCCUCCCCGGGAGCAGGCACUGUCCCAGCCUGUGUAUCUCAAAGCCCUCACCAUCCCUCUGUACCAGCCUGUCCAGGCAGGAUGCUUUCAGCCACAGGGGCACUUAGUGACCAGCAGGAGCUGUGUACACCUCGACAGCACCAACAUCCCUCUCAUCCUGAGCCCACUCGUUCCUCCAGAAGGCACAGAUCAGCCUCAGUCAGUUUUUCCCAAACAACUUGGGCAAAGUCUAACAUUGAACAUAGUCAGCACUUUACCAGUUUUAUCAUCACCGACUUCUUGUGUAAAUGCAUGUCUUGGAAGCCCAGGAAAAUCAAAAAAAGCUGGGAAAUACAUCUGCAAACACUGUGGACGAGAUUGUUUGAAGCCAAGUGUCCUUGAGAAGCACAUUCGCUCUCACACAGGGGAGAGACCCUUUCCAUGCACCACUUGUGGGAUUGCAUUCAAAACUCAGAGCAACCUGUAUAAACACAGGAGGACUCAAACACAUGUCAACAACACCAGGCUGCCCUCAGACUCUGACACCAGUGGUGCAUCAGAGCAAAAUGAGAGAUCAACAGAGAGCACCACCUCACACCAAGGCAGCAAACUACUGAGGAGCACCAGUGAAGACAAGGGGAUAGAGCUGAAACAACCGAGUUCAGAGACCAGUGCUGCCACAGACACCGAGAGACACCAUGAGCUUUCACUCUCAGCAACAAGCACUUCAUCAGCUGCUUCAGAAAAUCAAGACACAACAAAUCAGUCCUUCAGUUCAAAGGUUAAUCAGGGGGUUCUUGAAAGAGAACCUCAAAGCUUAUCAUCUCCAGGAGCUUUGCCAAAUGGUCCCUGUCAGAGGAAGAAGAUGCAGGAGCAAAGAGCUCCAACUGCCAACAAGCACAUCCAGUUGCAAAGGCAGCAAGCAACCUCUUCUGAGAAACAGUGGGAUUACAAGCCAUUGGACUGCAAGCUGAAGAAGUGUGAGAGCACUGACUCGGGGUACCUGUCCCGCUCUGACAGCACAGAGCAGCAGUUGGCAUCGAGCAGCCCCUUGCACAGCCUCUCUGAGCACAGCACAGAGCUGGAAAAUGAGGCUGCCUUCAGCAGCCCAAGGUGUGUCUCUGGAGGCACUGCAAAGCCAGAGGCAGCUGAGAAGGCUACAGCCUUGAUGCUGGAGAAAAAGAGGCUGGAAGAACACAUUUCCAAACUUAUUUCUCACAACAAGAGCGUGGUGGAUGAUACCCAGUUAGACAACGUCAGGCCCCGAAAAACUGUCCUUUCUAAACAGGGAAGCAUUGACCUGCCAAUGCCUUAUACAUACAAAGACUCUUUCCAUUUUGAUAUCAGGACUUGUGAUGUAAAUAGGAAAAAGAAUCUUUCCCUUUGCUCAGCAAAAUCUACCUUUGCACCCCUGGAGAAAUGCAAGCCAAUGUUUUUCCAUUCAGUUCCCACCCAGUUCUCCACCACGAUCGACACUGUGCCUGUUACACGGAGCAAUUCCUUGCCCUUUAUGGAGGGAGCAAGGAUGGUGCAUGACAAACCAGGUUGCUCUAAACCACUUUCUCUUACUAAGCAGUCUGUAAAUACAGGCACUGCUGGUUUGCUGCCUAGCAACAAUCUUGCUGCAAAUUCAGUGAAUUUUCCUAAUAGCCAUCACAGAGCUCUAGUCAGACAAACAGCAGUGGAUGAUUUGCCUCUAAGUAAUGUGGUUGAUCAUCCUCCUCCACCAGAGGAGUUGCAAGGGAGUAAAAAGCUUGGGGCUGGAGAAAUAAUCCCUGCUAAAAAUAAGAAACACAAUCAAAGGAAGUUAAAGAUGUUCUCUCAAGACAAAUGGCAAAUGUAUGGAGAUGAAACAUUUAAGAAAAUCUACCAAAAAAUGAAAAGCAGUCAAAAUGCCAAGAAAAUGAAACAAAGGGGGAAUAAGAUUACAGAUAUUACAAGCUUCACUCCUGAUUCAAAGGAGUCAGGCAGCAGCACUGAAAUUACUGAGGAAAGAGAUGGCAGGAGCUCUGCAAGUGACAGUCAUCCCUCCCUUGUGACAGCAGCUUUAAACACUGGUAAAUCAGGAACCUGUACUCAUGGCAAGCAUGUUCCACAGAAUGUGUCCUCUGAGGAAACUGCAGACGGUGUGACCUGCCUAAUGGAGACAUCACAGUCCAUAGACACCAGUGCACAGCCUGUAAUGAGCAAAACUUCCCGAGACCUCAGUGGCAGUGACACAGACAAACACACAGCUGGCAGCAGCACAUCGCUAGCUCCGAGCAGUUGUGAGCUCAGGCUUCAAAAUCCUGAGUGUCAGCUGAGCAGUACCAGAAGGAAUGAUGAUUGCUUGCCAGUACAGAGUAGCAACUGGGAGAAACCAAGCCCUGGGAAAGAAUCCAGUAAAUUGGAAUUAGAUUGUAUAAGCACUUCACACCAUUACAGAAACCAUCAGAGGACUAAGGAGAGUGGCCAGCAUGGUGUGACACCCCCAUGGGUCCAUUGCAACAGCAGAGAAAGCACAGGGAAAUCCCAGAGUCUACCAUCAGAAAGAAAAAAGCUGAAAUUCGAAGCGGAGAAGAUACAAAACCUGAUUUCAAUGCCCUGCCCGACUCCUGGUAGUGGAGCCAACACAGCAAGUGAAGCUGAGAGAGUUCAUUGCUCUGGCACUCAGUGUCUUUCCACAGCUCCACUGAAAUUCUGCAGGGAAGCAGAGGAGCAAAAAUUGAGCACAGGAAUUAAUGAAUCCACUGGAGGUCCUGAGAAUGUGGAUUAUAUGAAAACAAUCAAACUCCCCACAAAACCUCUUCAUUAUAGUGACAUUCACCUUCUUCCACACUCAGCAGGUGCCUCAAAACCUUCAGAGCCUGAAUUAAGGGGAAGGGAUUGCAACUCUCUUGCCUUGCAAAGUGCAACAGAUAGAGAUGACAAAACAUGUUCUGAGAAAACAGGAGCAAAUGUGCCACUUUUCAAUGAAAAUGCUGUGGAUGUGUCUUCUGAAACUCAUCAUCUGCAAUCUGGACAUUUAACUCCUGUCCCACAACAAAAUGCCUUUUCUCCAAAAUAUAUUCUUAAAUUGCCAAAGGGCAAGAGAGCCUCAAAUUUGUCACUUUUGCUUAGAUCUGAACAGGUCACACCUUGCACACCUGUGACAGACACCUUAACCAACCCUCCCUUCCCUUCCAGCACUGGAUCACUCUGUUCUCAUUCAAGUGAUGUGGUUUGGUCCCCUUUAAAACUUGAAGUGAGACAAAAGGCUGGCAAAGGAGAACUUCGGUGGAAUGUACACACAAACUGGAAAACUCCAGGAUUUUGUUCAACACUCAAAUCAGAAACAACAAAUAUCUUAACCACAUCAGAUAACACCUGUUAUAACCAAAACUUCAGGCAGCAGGAGCCAGCAAGAGAUGACUGGAAAAACAAACAGAACAAAAAUAAACUGAAUUAUCAAAGGCAAACAGCAGAGAAGUGGAUGAGCAUAACUACUUGUUCGACACAGACUCCAAAGAAGAAAAUAUGCUUCACUUCUGUGUAUACAAGUGGCUUUUUCAUAUCAGCUGACAUCAAAGAAGAGAGAAAGGUUUUCCAUCAUCUUUGCUCAGGAGGUGACUCUUUGAUAAGGACAUCAGCUUCUAGCAAGGCUGCAGAGCCCACAGUCAUGGGCUGGGACAGAGGGGGAAGUCCCUGCAUCCCUAAGGAUGUGUCACCAGCACUGCAGGAUGUGCAGCACUCUCAGAGCUCCCCAGACAACCCCACUUAUUUCUGCCGUUCUUUUGGCACUUUUUAUUGCCACACUCUCACCACUCACUGUAAAGAAUUCCCAGUGCUGUCCUGCAAUAAUCAGACCUGCUGCUCUGGCAGUUUAAUGGUGUCAGGCAUGAAGAGCACAUUCCCUUCCCUCAGUGCUGAGCCACGACUGACCUGGUGCUGCUUAACCAGGAGCCUCCCCCUGCCCACGGAGCAGAAGGGCAGUGCAGACUCUGCCUACUCCUCCAUGCACUCCUGUGACAAGGAUCCCAGCACUCAGUGCACCCUGUCAAAAUAUGACAUUUCUAUUUUCAAGAUGAAGAACAUCAGCAAGACUGUGGCAUAUGGCUUAGCAAACACGAGUUUGAAAACACUGGUUUCAUCCUUUUCUAAAGGACAACAGAUACAGGAGUUCAGCUCAGCAGCUCCUGGUGGUGCUUUCACAAAUAUUUCAGAGCAGAAGAAGAAAACAGCAGUUUGCAAAAAGGAAAAACUCUCAACAAAUAAACUCAAGAGGAGCCACAAGCAGAAAAAGAUUAAAGUCACCCCCAAAUGGUACAGAGGGAGGCACAUCCAUGGAUAUGCUCAGCUGAAAAUGAACAGGCUAAGCAAGAGGCACUGCUUUCCAAACAGGGCACUGGAUGCUUUGAGAAAGGGCUAUUCAUCACAAGCCUCUAAGUUUAAUAAGCAUAAGAAGUGCCAUUCUCCUCAGUCCAAGGUGCAAGAAAAUUACCUACACCAGCAAAAAGACACAUCUUAUUCCACCUCAGACAAACCACUUUGCAGAAGGAAAAAAGAAGGAAAGAACAACUCAGGAAUAUCUUCCCAUACUGAAAACCUAAACCAUGUUAAACAAAAAGACAAAAUGGAUAAAAAAGACAUUUCUGGGCAAAUCAGGGAACACACAAGAACGAACUUCUCUUUCCAGAACAUUCCAACUCCUCUGGGAAUAGCUGUGACAGCUCACUCCUUUUCCUCCACAGUUAGCACAGCCAUGCAGCAAGUCAGCAGGGAUGUGGCAAUCUGCUGUGUGGUGACACAGCCCCUGGUGCUGCAGCACUCAGUGCUGGGGCAGUCCCAGCUGAGCCCUCAGACUCACUCAGUGUCACCUUCGUUUGGGUCUUGUCCUGCUGCUUCUACAAAUACAGGCACAAGUGACCAACUCGACAGCACAAACCCACAGCCUUCUGGGCCUCUUUCCUUACAUCUAGAAGCAAGUCAGGAAAACAUAUUGAAGGCAGAGUCAGAGAGCCAAGUGUUUGGUACAUCAGAGCCAGUGGUCCAGACCUCAGGAAGGGAGAAAUCUCCAGCUGAAGAAAACACAUAUUCACCUCCCAAAGAAAACUCAACUCCCAGUUCCCAGCCUGGAUGCUCAUGUUUAUUUGGAGCAAAAUCAGAGUCUCUUCCUGAGUCAGUCACAAAGGCAAAGUUACCCAGCAGAGAAUACACAGAGCAGGCAAAGUUGUCUCACAAACUCCUGGACCUUCACAGAAGUGCAGACAAGAACGGAGCUCACCUGCAGCCCAGGCACUAUGGGAGGCCACAUGGAACAGCUACUACUACCUUUAGAAAGGCUCCAAUUACUCUGAGAUCCCCUGAGUUCAGGAGUUACUCUGCAGCACCUUCUAAGACAUACAAGAAGAGAGGUUUAGAGAUGAUGAGGAAACAAACCCGAGUGGACUACGAUGACACCAGCAGUGAUGAUGAGGACAGGCUGGUUAUAGAGAUUUAG